This is a messenger RNA of Panicum virgatum (switchgrass), 1596 nucleotides long. Its product is annotated as myb family transcription factor PHL7-like. Bases 332 to 1273 code for a protein of 313 amino acids. NCBI's taxonomy places the organism in Eukaryota, Viridiplantae, Streptophyta, Magnoliopsida, Poales, Poaceae. Gene Ontology annotation, molecular function: DNA binding; DNA-binding transcription factor activity. The record is from RefSeq and is a predicted model, not a curated record. The transcript has 7 exons.
GUGGAUUCGCGAACAAACUCAUUUCCCCGUCCCCACUGGAGAGUCCCCUUCUUCCUCCUCUCGCCUUCCUCCGGCUCCUCCCCCCAAACCCGCCUCUCCCCUACCUCGAUUUCCUGCCCCCACCUCGCCGUCGGCUGCAUCCACGCCGGCGGCGUACGGGCCCCGCACCGAGCGAGGAGGCCCCGGACCUGAUUCCCUCGUCGAGAGGAGUCGCCGUCCCCUCCUGGCUCCGCUGUCGGUGCCGGGCUGCCGCGGUCUGGAGGGGGAGGAGGACCGGAGAUCCGUCCGCGCGUGCUUGGAUUGGUGUCGUCUUUGGCUGAGGGUAUGAGCAAUGUACUCACCAAAACCGGAAGCUAGUUUUGGCUCAACUCAUACCAACUCAGUUGCAAACCAGCAGCAAAUGGAGUUAGCUGGAAACAACAUGGGUCCUAGUAACGGAGCAAAUAAUAAUAACAACCUAGCUGCAAGGCAACGCCUACGGUGGACAAAUGAACUGCAUGAAAGAUUUGUUGAGGCUGUUACUCAACUUGGUGGCCCUGACAGAGCAACUCCUAAAGGAGUUCUGAGAAUUAUGGGUGUACCAGGAUUAACAAUAUACCAUGUGAAAAGUCACUUGCAGAAAUACAGGCUAGCAAAGUACAUUCCUGAUGCUUCAGCUGAUGGUAACAAGGCUGAUAACAAGGACCCAGGGGAUUUGCUUGCGGGACUUGAGGGAUCCUCUGGAUUGCCAAUAUCUGAAGCCCUCAAGCUGCAGAUGGAGGUCCAAAAGCGACUGCAUGAACAGUUAGAAGUACAAAGGCAGCUGCAACUGCGUAUUGAGGCUCAGGGAAAGUACCUCCAGAAGAUCAUUGAAGAGCAGCAGCGCUUAACUGGCGUGAAAUCUGAAACUCCUGCUGCAGGUGCUUCUGUCACAGUAUCAAGUGAUCAAUUCCCUGACUCUGAGCGGACUGAGCCCUCGACUCCUGCGCCAACAUCCGAGUCUCCAACUAAAGUUGGCACUUCCAAUAGGGAUACUGGAGAACGGACUGAAGCAACCAAGAGCACCUGUCGUGGUGAUUCACUCUCCUGUCACGAGCCACUGACCCCUGAUUCCAACUGCCAGAACGGCUCGCCUCCUGCUAGUCCAAACCAUGAGAGGGCAGCAAAGAGGCAACGAGGCAGUGGUAAUGAUUUCUUGGAUGCCCAGGCUGAUUUUUCCCUUCCGCGCAACAUCUUCGAGUCGAGUUCAGGCUCCGAGUUCCAGCCGUAUUCAAUGUCCUACUCAGGCAAUUAGCUUCUGAUGCUCCCAUCAUUGCUAGCUUGUUGAGCACAAUGCGCAUGAUCUGAUCCAUGUCUGUAGGUCUGGGUAGAAUGAUGCUAUCUCAAGGAUUGUAUUGUUGGUAGACAAAGUUGUAGGGGGUUCAGUGAUUGUUUACAUGAUAUACAUGACAUCCACAAGUGCUUAGGUUUGUAACAUCUAUGUCCCAUCUGUAGUUCAGUGGAGAUGUAUUGGUGGAAGGCUAAUGUUCCGUUGCUGUGUUACCUAUACCAUGUUGUCAGCUUUUAUUCUGUUGGUAAUCUGUGUCGACAAAGGCUUGACGUCAAGUCCACUUUGAU